AUGAGGAUAUUGAGUUUCUGGAUACAACUAAUACCAUUGGUGCUAGCCGUGGCAGCACAGGCUUACAAUGGAUCAGUACCGGCUAUCCUAUUUUCAUACAAUCUUUCUCCAGGGAUGAUAAGGCACCAACAGAAUUACGAAUCAAGCUCUGUGCUUCCUAAUAAAAAGUUCAAGACUAUUGCUACCGAAUUAUUAGAGCAUUGUAACUCCGAUGCAUAUAUUUUUGUAAAUCAACCUGGACUAAAAGUAUCAGAUUUUACUUCUCAUUCUGAAUCAUGGCCUUCGCUUUCAGGGUAUAUUAGAGGAUGUUCAACUGCAUUGAAGUUCGAAAAGAUAGAAGUUAAUGGUGAAGACCACUUCGAGGAUUUUAUCAAAUAUAUCAAGAAUAAUUGCGAUGUGAACCGAGAAGUACGGCUUAGUGGAUUAAAUCCUGAUAAAUUCCAAACAUACAUCGAUAUAAAUAAAAGGGCCAUUCGCAUUGAUUUCCCUCCUUUACCUGCCGAAGAUUCUCUACCCACUAUAUUACGCGAUGAGGCUAUUAAAGAACGAGACUUGUUUUUAAGAAAAGUUCUUGCCCAGAUACCUUCACCUCGCCAGACGUUGAUAUUUACCUCGUUAAAGUCUUUAGAGAAUAAAUCCACUGAAGAGGAUACGCCCAGCGAUAUAUUUCCUCAAAUUUUUAACCAUGAAUCAAGAGAUGAGGAAUACGAACGAAACAGUAGAACCAUUGACGUAAAACCCUACUUCCCAACCCCCCGUCCAAAAUUCCAACUUCCAGAUGAUAGCCAUAUCAGUGUAUUUGAUCCUAAAUUUCUUGAGGACAAUCGUAAUAUUCUGAGACUAAUAAUAUUAGCUGUAAUUGGUUCCAUAACCUUGCAAGUAUAUUCGAUGGUUUCACCGUCCUUCCGCAUAUCUUCAUCUUCAUCUAAACCCACAACCGUUAACAAGACUGCUGCUGUUCAACCUGCUUUACAUAUUAAAACACCUCAUCCACCGGAGAAGCAUAAAACAAGAAUAGAUGGUUAG
Messenger RNA from Eremothecium cymbalariae DBVPG#7215, 1026 nucleotides. It is a transcript of the gene BIG1, whose product is annotated as Big1p. Gene Ontology annotation, biological process: (1->6)-beta-D-glucan biosynthetic process; fungal-type cell wall biogenesis. Gene Ontology annotation, cellular component: endoplasmic reticulum membrane. Lineage: Eukaryota; Fungi; Ascomycota; Saccharomycetes; Saccharomycetales; Saccharomycetaceae. The transcript is spliced from 2 exons. The record is from RefSeq and is a predicted model, not a curated record. Bases 1 to 1026 code for a protein of 341 amino acids.